AUGUCUGUCGAGCCGCUACCUAUUCGUGAUCGACCCACACUCAAGCAAAUUGAGAGCCUGGUAGCCCGUUUAAGACGGAGGCAGGUCAUAGGCGCGCAAGAGACAGCACUGGAAACUGCGCUGCUACUACGACAAAUUGUAUCAGUUGCACGAUUCAACAACAUAGAUCAACUCAUACAAUUGAUCAAAUCCAUCGCAAGACGUUUAACAGAUGCGAAUCCAAAAGAAUUCGCGGUGGGGAACAUAGUCCGUCGUGUUCUCCGCCUAAUUCGAGAGGAGAGCGCAGCGGCACUCGGCGUACCGCCCGACGAGCCCAGCACCUCGUCCUCCCCCGCACCUCCUGGCACCCCCUCCUACCCUAAUCCAUGCGACCUCUCCGCCCGCCGAUCGUCAUUGCGCGCCAACAGCCUCGCAAACUUCAUGAUCAUGGGUAACCAGCGAGUUCGGCCUCCGAUCGAGAUGAGGCACGAGAGCAAAGACUUUGAGCAUGGGGAGAGGGGGAUGCAUGAGGAGCAUGUACAGGGAUGGGACGGAGAAAAGAAGCCUGUGGCGAUCACGGUGAAGCCGCUGUUGAUACAGGCUAUACAGGAGGUCAUCGAUGAGCUCGAGACGGUGUACGAGAACGUGGCCAAGACCGCAAGGGAUCAUAUUUACGACGGGGAAAUCAUCCUAACACUUUCCUACUCCCGCACCAUUGAACAGUUCCUCAAGUCCGCCGCCCGUGAUAGACACUUCACCGUCAUCGUGGCCGAGACCGCGCCGAGUUACUCCGGACGGCAAAUGGCGACUGCCCUCUCAAGCCUGAACAUCCCAACCGUGCUCAUUCCGGACAGUUCGAUCUAUCCGCUCAUGCCAAGGAUCACAAAGGUCAUCCUGGGCGCACAUGCGAUCCUCGCUAAUGGAGGGUUGUUCACUCAGACCGGGUGUGCAUUGGCUGCCGCUGCCGCUAGGGCGCACUCGACGCCUGUGGUUGUCUGUGCUGGGCAGUUCAAGCUCACUCCCGCAUGGAACUUGUAUCAUGAAUAUGCUGCACUCGACUUUGCCGGUCCAGAGAAGGUGAUUAGCUUCGAGGAGGGCGGCGGGGGAGAGAGAGCCAGCAAGCCCCUUGAAGUUGUCAACCCUGUAUACGACUAUGUUGCUCCAGAGUUGGUGGACGUAUUGAUCACGAAUGACGGCGAUCAUCCACCACCAUAUGUAUAUCGGUUGAUCAAGGAGACGUACGACGAUGAGGACUUGCAGCUGUAG
This is a messenger RNA of Dacryopinax primogenitus, 1245 nucleotides long. RefSeq names its product nagb/rpia/CoA transferase-like protein. Gene Ontology annotation, cellular component: eukaryotic translation initiation factor 2B complex. The transcript has 5 exons. Gene Ontology annotation, biological process: translational initiation. Gene Ontology annotation, molecular function: guanyl-nucleotide exchange factor activity; translation initiation factor activity. The record is from RefSeq and is a predicted model, not a curated record. Bases 1 to 1245 code for a protein of 414 amino acids. Lineage: Eukaryota; Fungi; Basidiomycota; Dacrymycetes; Dacrymycetales; Dacrymycetaceae.